AUGUCUAAAAUUUUAUUGGAAAAUGAAGGGGAGUUAUAAGACUUUUAAAAUUUGCUUGAUGGACUUAAUCUUGAAGUACAGAAAAAAAGUAAAAAAGGUAAUGAUGUUAAAACAAAAAUAUUGACAUAUAAUAAAGGAUAUGUAUAAUACAUGAAUAAAGAUGAGUAUAUAGAUAAACAAAAUCAUCAGUCUAAAUCUAAAUUAAGUAUUGAAGACUAUAUUUUCAAUCAUGGUUAUUUAAUAUAUAAGGCUGGUGUGAAUAUAAACAAAAUAAAAAAUAAUGAAGAUUCAAUUAAGUUUGGCUGGAUUAGUGAUGAAAACAAAGAAUACUAUUUUAAUUUCAAAUUCAUAAUAAAACACAAAAUAAUAUAUAAUCCAGAUCCAACUAUAUAAAAAAAAUAAAAAUCAAAUAAAAUAUAAAAUCCUGAAAAGAGUGUUAUUUGGCAAUUUGAAGUGAAACUUGAGAAUGAAAUAAAUUAAAUAAAGAAUAGAUUAGCUGAAAUUGAAGAAAAGAAAAGGAAAUUAUAAAAAUAUAUUAUUUGUGAUGAAUUUAUUGAAAAAUAUGAUAAAAUGGAAUUAGAGAUCUAAAGUUCAGAAUCUUUAGAACAAGAAUUAAAUAACUUUAAAAUUGAAGUUUAAUUUUUGGGAUACAUUUCUAAAAAACUUAACAAUACUACUAAUAGAAAAAUUGUAAAUGCAGAUAUUGCAGCUCGUUCUUUAUUUAUUUUCAUAAGUAAAUAAAAUGAAUAUAUGAAUAAGAAAAUGUAAAGAAUUGAAUAAAUGAUAGAGACUCUUUAUAAAGGUAAAGAUAGAAAUUUUGAUAAAAAUGUUAUAUAAAUUGCAAAAGAUGAAUUUUAAUCUGAUAUUGAGGAUAGUGAAUUUGCAAUUGUUGAUGUACUACUUCUUAAUGCUUUGAUGUAUCAUUUUUAAUUUAGGAUUGAUCUUUAAGUUAGAAAACUUAUUAAUUUUACAAGUUUUUUUACAUCAUUAAAUUUCCAAUCUCUUUCUGAUUAUAGUAAUAAAACAAACUUGAUAUUAUUUUCUGAUAUUACUGAUUUGGAGUAUUUGAUGAAUUACAGAAAUUUUUUAAAAGCCCAAUAAUCUGAAGAAUUUAAAUUAUCUGAAAUUGAAAGAUAUUGUGUUGGAUUAUUUGGAGAGGAAAAUUAAUAUUUAGGAAUUUUUUACAUCUAAUAUUAUCAAAAAAUGAAAAAAAAAAUACAAUUUCAUCAACAAUUUGUUGAAUUUUUAGAAAAAGCUGUAAGACUUUUUGAAAAGCACUUAAAUCAUUCACAUCCCAAACACAUAGAAGCAUUAGAUUUACUACACAUAGAAGAAUAAAAUUUAGAAAAUUAAAAAAAUUAAGAAAAGAUUAAAAAUCUAAAAAUGAUUGGAAUUAAUGAAAAAGAUCCUAAUUAAGUGGAAUCAUAAUUAAAGUGUAUAACAUUUGAAUCUGAUUAAUCAAAGUCAACUAAUAUUUCUCGAUCUUCUUAAUCAAGUGAGAAAUACACAUACUAAAUUGCUGAAGAGAAUUAUGAAAAGGGACAAUAUUUAUCUGCUAUAUCAGCAAUUGAAAAAAUUUAAAAUAAAAAAAAUAAAGUUUUGAAAUUAGGAUUUUUAAUUGAGAAAAAGUUAAAUGGUACAAAUAAUAAUAAUUUCUACACUGAAAAGCUAUUAAAUAACUACAUGAUUUAUGGUUGUGGAGUUGAAGAAUAUCCAACUAUUAUAGAAAUAUUAUAAUUUUAAUUCAAAAAUUAUGUAUUUGGAACUAAAAUUACUUUUAAAACGCAGGGAUGGAUAUAAAUAAUAAACUCUAUAAAAAAUCGCUCUUUUACAGUUGAAAAAGUUCAAGUUGUUAAUAAAAUAAUAGAUUUUAUUAGAAAGUAUCAAUUUAAUGAUACCAAUUAAUAUUUCAAUAAUUUAUUCUCAAAAUUGAAUCCUGAUACAAAAACUCAAAGUUAAAAAUAAGAUUAAAUCAAUUCAUAUUUAGAUCAAUUUUAGCUCAUUUCUUAAUAGUACUUUUAAACUUUACCUUAUUAUUGA
Messenger RNA from Paramecium pentaurelia, 2040 nucleotides. The record is from the annotation of a GenBank genome assembly. NCBI's taxonomy places the organism in Eukaryota, Ciliophora, Oligohymenophorea, Peniculida, Parameciidae.